Haplochromis burtoni (Burton's mouthbrooder) is the source of this 4117-nucleotide messenger RNA. Its product is annotated as glycerol-3-phosphate dehydrogenase 1 like. Gene Ontology annotation, biological process: glycerol-3-phosphate catabolic process; carbohydrate metabolic process. Gene Ontology annotation, cellular component: glycerol-3-phosphate dehydrogenase (FAD) complex; cytosol. NCBI's taxonomy places the organism in Eukaryota, Metazoa, Chordata, Actinopteri, Cichliformes, Cichlidae. The transcript has 7 exons. The record is from RefSeq and is a predicted model, not a curated record. Bases 1933 to 2811 code for a protein of 292 amino acids. Gene Ontology annotation, molecular function: glycerol-3-phosphate dehydrogenase [NAD(P)+] activity; protein homodimerization activity; NAD binding.
UCUUAUGAUGCUGACGUUGUUGCCGGACGCGGUGCUGCAAACAGGUUGUUGCAUCUGUCGGUGUGCGGAGUGUUCGCGGUGUAGCUAGUGCCUACCUGGUUUGUAAGCGUCCUCCUGGAGUCAGAUAAGAUAAGAUAAGAUCACCUUUAUUAGUCCCACACGUGGGAAAUUUGUUUUGUCACAGCAGGAAGUGGACAGUGCAAAAGUUAUGACGCAAAAAUUAGAAUACAAUAAGAAUAAAUACAGUACACAGCUGUACAGAAUACGAGGAGCUGGAACAGAGCUUCUUCAGCAUAAGCACAGUGCUUUCCUGGUCGUGUACCUUUUUAAUUUCAUAUUAACUGGUGAUGUUAGUUUAAGUGUUGCAUGUUUCAGGUGACACAUCCGGAAGUUUGCCUUUUUCCAACAGCUGUCUCCUCUGUCUGCCUGCAUCAUGCGGUUUGACAUAUGAGACAGGGCUCGCUGAAAACAACAGCUAGUCUGUAGUUAAUAUUGACACGUAUAUGAAUUUCCAUUCUGUUCUGACAGAAACACAAAUUAUUCUCAGCAAAAAAAAAAUGUUAAUUAGAUGUUUUAUUCCGCUAAAGCAUAAUAAUGUGGUUCGGUGAGAUAAAUCUGAAGCCAACAUUUACCCCUGACACCAGCUGAGUGAAGGAACCUCGAGCUUACCUGCAUCCGGGUCACUCUUUCAGCUGUUAAUUUAAAAUAUGCGCACAAGUUCACUGGUGAUUGUCACAAUUUAAAUGGUCAGCAGCCUGCUCCAUAAACAUGAAACUAUGGCGUUAUUUUGUGAGCCCCUCACAAACAAAUAAAGAAAUGUGCCAUAUGUUUCAUAAGCACAGAGGGAGGGCGUGCUGGACAUCAGUCCGCAUAGAAACGGACCAAAACUUUAAGAACCGGGUUUGUUUGAUUUGUUUCCUGUAGGCUGUAAGUAAGUGUUGUUUAUUUCAGCAUGAAACACGCGCCGUAGUAAGUUCAGGGACUGAUCCGUGUGGUAACUCGAGCUUCAGUGCCUACAAGUGUCUCAAAGUUUGAUGUGACUAAAGACUGAAAAUGUCACAGUCACCAGUUCAUACAAGCCUGAGUGCAUGUCCAUGUCAACAUGACUACAGGUAACAUUACAAAACGGUGUUUUCUUCAAAAAUAAAUAUGUUUAAUGAAGCCUGCUGAUUGGACUCGUACAGAGUAUUAUAGUUCCCAGAUUGAUUAUGACGCCACUGACAGCAUACACUCACCACGCAUGACCAGAGUUUCUCAUUUGAUUUGAGGAUAAAAAUGUCAAAUGUUUGUUGUUGUUUUUUUUUAAAUUGAAAUGUAAGAUGGUAAAAACAGUAACAGUGGGCUUAGUAACUCAGCUAUGGCUGUCAGAGUAGACUGAUGUCGGGUCAGAUUGUGCUUACACUGGGAAACAAAAGCAGAGUUUUGUUAUUUUAUUUUCCCAUAAACCUUAAAAGGCAUCAGUGGCAGACUCUGCUAUAAAAUCAGUGAGCGUGUUACAGCCCAUCAGCGUAGUGUUUAGUGAACAGUAACCUUCCCUUUGUCAUCUCUGGACUCUUAGUGCAUGUUUUCACCUGUGUAACACCUCGAUCAGAAUCUGUUUUGUUUACAUGAAGCAACAGUAGGAUCGUGUUCCCGGACAAGAACACUAGCACGCCUCCUUAAUCCUUCAUAUGCUUAAUCACCUCUCACACCAACUCUCUUCCACUCGAAAAAUUCACAAGAAUGAAGCUAACGAAGUAGCUUAGGAUGGUCCAAUUGAUUAGCUGACUGAAUGAUUAAUUGAUCAAUGCCUUGAAACAUCUAGAAAUAUUUGCUGAUCUCUGUGUCUUUGUUGCAGGGGCUCUGCUAUUGCCAGGAUUAUCGGAGAUAAUGCCAGGACAUUGCAGCAUAUUGCUACCACUGUGAAGAUGUGGGUGUUUGAAGAAAAUAUUAAUGGCAGGAAGCUUAGCGACAUCAUCAACACUGAGCAUGAAAACGGUGGCUGUACCAAAGCUCUCUGAUGCCGCUAUGGGAGCUGACCUGCUGGUGUUUGUCGUCCCUCAUCAGUUCAUUAGGAAACUCUGUGAUGAAAUGGUGGGCUGUGUCUCUGCCAGAGCUCGAGGAAUCACGCUCAUAAAGGGUAUAUAUGAGGGUCCAGAGGGCCUGAGGCUGAUCUCUGACGUCAUCCGUGAGAAGAUGGAGAUUGAUGUCAGUGUCCUGAUGGGAGCAAACAUCGCCAACGAAGUAGCAGCUGAGAAGUUCUGUGAAACCACCAUCGGCAGCAGGAAUGUGGAGGAUGGUCUACUGUUCAAAGAGUUACUGACGACUCCAAACUUCAGGAUCACAGUAGUGGAGGAUGCUGACACAGUGGAGCUGUGUGGAGCUUUGAAGAACAUCGUUGCAGUGAGUGCAGGUUUUUGUGAUGGCUUGCAGUGUGGAGACAACACCAAGGCAGCUGUGAUCCGUCUGGGCUUGAUGGAGAUGAUAACCUUCGCCCAACUCUUUUCUAAGAAUGGCGUGGUUUCCACAUCGACCUUUCUGGAGAGCUGUGGUGUGGCCGACCUCAUCGCUACGUGCUAUGGUGGCCGCAAUCGACGAGCAGCAGAGGCCUUUGUUAGAACAGGGAAGAGCAUUGAAGUGCUGGAGAAGGAGAUUUUCAAUGGUCAGAAGCUCCAGGGCCCUGCCACCUCAGCUGAGGUUUACCGCAUCCUCCAACAGAAGUGCCUGGUGAAUAGGUUCCCUUUGUUCACAGCAGUUUAUCAGAUUUGUUUUGAGAAGAGGCCAGUCCAAGAAAUGAUUUCCUGCCUGCAAAGCCACCCAGAGGACAUGUGAUCGCCUGGUGCGUCUCAGGAAGCUGUUAUUUUUCCAUUGAUCAUUUUCAUUCUAAGGUGAAGUUUGCAUUAGGUUCUUAUUCUGUCAAAAACAAUCCCCAACAGCUUUAAAUAGAACACCCAUAAAAUAAAAAGUCCUUUAUCAUUUCAAUUUGUACAAACUGUCAGAAAAAGUUCUUCCAGGCUUCCAACAGUGUAGGAUGAAAAAUAAAUCCCCGUGUUAAAACACAACAACGACUGACUCUCCCACUCAGUGUGUAUCCAUGCCAGCCCUUGAACCACUGUCACAUAUGAAAACGAGGUAUAAUCUGAGCUUCAAAACCAUGGAGCAAAUCACCCAAUAACAUCUAUGUAAGUGAAAUUGUGUUUUAGCGUGGGCCUUUUGUGGCAGCUAUAUUUGUUUUGUUACCUACACGACCAACUUCACAUUUUUCUCGGCAGGUUGAUUACCAAGCUGCCCACGGUGCUCCUUAGACUUAAAACACAACAGCACACACAAGAUCAGCUCUGGGUAGAGCAUGUGUUUGUGUGUGAGCCUUGUGAUGGGUAUAGGCUGGGAAACAGAUGAAUGGAUAAUGAGCUUGUGUGUCCCGAGCUGUGAUACUUCAGUGUGCUGAUGUUGCAACCUUCUCAGAAUUCUGCUGUUAAUUUGUUGGAAUAAAUGCCACUCAGACUGAUUUCUCCAUGUUUUAUCUAAAAGUUUUCAUUGUUAAUCUUGAAUCGUGUCAUGAGAUGGAUAAUAGGUUACAGGUUACAGUCUUUUAAAGGCUGCAUUCUGUGUUUUUGAUUUAUUUUUGAAAGAUUGUCAUUAACAUUUGUCUCAGUUUGUGACCAAAUAUUUCUGCAACCUUUGCAUUGCAGUAUGUUUCUGUUUCUAUCAGUGAUUUAUCAGAUGUGUCACAUAUCAAUAAGCAGUUGUGUGCUCAUUAACAUUGCUACCUUGUCUGUCAGUGGCCACCAGCAUGGUCACUUUGACACACAGCAGAGGGCGAUGCGCUUCAGUCACGGAGAAAAUGUCUGCAUUUUAAUGUCUUUCCAGCUUCACUUUGCUUGUGUUCGUUCAGGUAAACGUAAUGAAUGGAAGUGAAACAAAUAAUUAAUUUUGCUUGAUCACAUGUAGCACUAGCAAACCUUUGCCUCUUAAAUUGAUUUUGCAUUAACAGACUAAACUUGAAUGCCUUUGACAAAACCAGCACUGGCUGUCAGGUAAACUGUCCACGACACCUUUAGAGUUGCAGCAGGAAGCUGCCUUAGUAACAUUAGUUACAUUUUUGUUGCUAUUCUGAAAUAAAAUAUUAGAAACUACA